Molecule: messenger RNA, 2954 nt
Organism: Drosophila eugracilis
Lineage: Eukaryota; Metazoa; Arthropoda; Insecta; Diptera; Drosophilidae
Product: dynein intermediate chain 2, ciliary
Exons: 8
Coding region: 719-2929 (736 amino acids)
Biological process (GO): cilium movement; outer dynein arm assembly
Cellular component (GO): outer dynein arm
Molecular function (GO): dynein heavy chain binding; dynein light chain binding
Source: RefSeq, a predicted model, not a curated record
CCACUCGCUUGAUUUGAAAUAACUUAUUUAUUGAAAUCAUAACACGACAGUUUAUUAGCGGAUAAAUUAGUGCAACAUUAAAGAAGCUCUUUUUAUUACUUAACAGUUUUAUUUCUCAUAACUUGACUUAUGAGAAUGGGAAAACAAGUAAUUUGUCAUGAUAUAAUUGUAUGAUUAGUUAAGUUUAAUUUAUAAAUUAUGAAAGAAAAUCUGAAAAAGGUAUGUGAUAAUGCUCUGAAAGAAAGUUAACAAAUAGUUUAGAUGCAAUUUAUUUUCAAAAUCUUCAAAAACCUACAAUUUACCAACUCCGAGGAAGUCUUCGCCAAAUUAACCCUUUUUAACAGAUUUUCUGUGAGUUCUAAGCCAAUUUCCUAUAUCCAAUCGAUAUGCAAAUGGCAACCGUAACCUGGUGCGUAAGGGGACUGCCAAAUUUCUAUAGAAACUGAAACAAACAAAGUCUGUGCCUGGGAUUGACAGAAUUGUCCUUCCCCACAAAAUUACGUAAAGUAAAGGUUUAGUUGGCUUUGGUAUUGUGAAAUACGCACUCAUCAAAACACUUUUCAGGCUGCUGUCAUACAACCAAAUGAAAAAUAAGAGUCACAAACACAAUUUCAGUUGAUAAAUCAAGAUUUUUAAAUUUUUAAUGCUAUAUCAGGAGAGUUAUUGUUGAAAGUUAAGAAAGUUUUCUGUGCACAAAUUCGGAGAAUCGGCCAGAACAAUGGCAACCAAACCAGGGAAGGGUGAUGGCAAACCCGUGAAGGGGAAGAGGACCUCCAAGAACAAGACCGAUGGCGGUGGAGGUGGUGGUGGCGAUGCCGAUGACUUCGAAGCCUGGAUGAAGUCCCGCCAGCUGCUCAAGCCCGAUGACCAGCUGGAUCUCACAGAGGCCGAGCUUGGCGAGGAGAUCACAAAGGUGCUAACACCCACCAACACCAACGUUAUCCGCAAUCUUGUGGUCUAUAGCUUUAAGGAAGGCGAGUUUGUGCUGGCUCCGGUGCCGGGUAAUACCGUCACUCUGAUCGCCUUUCCUGGAAAUUCACUUCACGUGGACUCUGAGGAGGGUAGGCGCCAGAUAGAGGAGUCUGAUGAAAUCGGCUAUCCACUUCCCAUGCCCAACUACACGGUGGUGGAGCAGCGCGAGACCGAAAAUGCUGAUGGGGAGGAGGGUGAAGGGGAGGAGGACGAUGAUGGCGCCAACGCAAAGGACGCUGGUGGCGAAGAGGAAGAGGUCGAGGAGGAGGACGACGAGGAGGGCAAGGGAACCGAGGGCGAUGAAGGCGAAGGGGAGGGUGAAGGGGAAGGUGCCGCUCGAGCCGAUGAAGAGCCCACCCAGCAAGCUGCGGCCAUUUCUUCGAAAAAACGAAAACUGAUUAAUCAGUUCAACUACUGCGAACGGGGUGCUCUCACCGUUUCCAACCCCAAGAGAAAUGUGGACACCCAGACCAUUCCUCCGCCCCGCUCCCAGUUCGGGGCCAAUGUGCUACAGUGGAACAUCUACGAUUCCUAUAUGGAGAACUUUGCGGAACAACAGAAGGAUGGUGGUAAGAAGGAAGACCGCAAACGUGGCAGAAGGGAAAAGAAGUUCAGAGACAAGUCGGCCAUUGCUGAGCAACUUAACAAGAAGUAUCUAAAGUGCUGGCAGAUCCUGGAGCGCAUGAUCAACCAGAAUAUCUAUGAUGACAUUGCCCAUGACUAUCGCUAUUGGGAGGAUCCCGCCGACGAGUUCCGGGAUGGAGAGGGUAACCUGUUGCCCCUCUGGAAAUUCCAAUAUGACAAGACCAAGAAAAUGAAUGUCACCGAUAUCUUGUUUAAUCCUAGCUAUUACGAUCUAUUUGCCGUUUGUUUUGGAUCGCACGACUUCAUGAAGCAAACCAAUGAGGGUUACCUGUGUCUCUUCACCGUCAAGAAUCCUUCAUUCCCGGACUACAUAAUUCAAACCGACAGCGGGGUCAUGUGCUGCGACAUCCAUCCUACGUAUCCUUUUCUGGCUGUGAUUGGACUUUAUGAUGGAAAUGUGGCUGUCUACAAUCUACGCGAGGAUUGCAAGGAGCCACUUUAUGUGUCCAAAGGAGUUAACUGCAAGCACGGCGAGUGUGUGUGGCAGAUUAGAUGGGGUCGCGACAUGGCCGAUGGCGAAGUGAACUUCUUCUCGGUGUCUUCCGAUGGGCGGGUCUUCAACUGGAUCCUCAUGCAGAAUAAAUUGUGGGUAACCACGAUCAUCACAUUGUACCGCGAGAACGGACUCGUAGAUGGACCUGAUGGGACAAAGGUCAGCCUGAAGAGCGGAGGAUCCUGCAUGGUGUUCCAUCCUACUGACAACCAGGUUUUUCUUGUGGGGACCGAAUGUGGCUUCAUCUACAAGUGCAGCACCGCCUUUAGUUCCAAAUAUCUGAUGACCUACAACGCCCACAACAUGUCCGUCUACCGUAUUGACUACAACCGCUUCAAUAGCAACAUAUUUGUCUCCUGCGGCGCCGACUGGCGGGUUAAAGUCUGGGAGGAUAUGCGGGCUGAUCCGCUCUUCAUUUUUGACCUCGGUGCCGCGGUAGGCGAUGUCAAAUGGGCUCCUUAUUCGAGCACCGUAUUCGCUGCGGUCACCACUGAGGGAAAAGUGCACGUCUUUGAUUUAAAUGUGAAUAAGUACAAACCUAUCUGCGUUCAAGCUGUGGUGCCGAAACGCAAGAACAAGCUCACUAGGUUAUCCUUCAACGAGAAGCUCGCCUUCAUUGUGGUGGGCGACGAAAAGGGAGUUACAACAUCACUAAAGCUAUCGCCCAAUCUCCGAAUGAUGGUCAAACCGCCGAAGAAGCAGCUUUAUCUCGACCAGAACACACUGCAGAUUGGCAAGUUGGAGAAGCUCCUUUCCCUGGUCCGGGAGCUUCCAGAAGGAACUGUAGUACCCGAUGCAGCCACAACCGUGCGAAGCUAAAUCCAAACAAGAGAUGGCUAUUAGC